AUGUCUGCUAAAACCCAGAACCCUAUGCGUGAUUUGAAGAUCGAGAAGUUGGUGUUGAACAUCUCGGUCGGUGAGUCUGGUGACAGAUUGACCAGAGCUUCCAAGGUCUUGGAACAAUUGUCCGGUCAAACCCCAGUCCACUCCAAGGCUCGUUACACCGUCAGAACUUUCGGUAUCAGAAGAAACGAAAAGAUCGCCGUCCACGUCACCGUCAGAGGUCCAAAGGCCGAAGAAAUCUUGGAAAGAGGUCUAAAGGUCAAGGAAUACCAAUUGAGAGACAGAAACUUCUCUGAGACCGGUAACUUCGGUUUCGGUAUCCAAGAACACAUUGACUUGGGUAUCAAGUACGACCCAAAUAUCGGUAUUUACGGUAUGGACUUCUACAUCGUCAUGGGCAGACCAGGUAACAGAAUCACCAGAAGAAAGAGAUGCAGAGCCGUCGUUGGUAACAACCACAAGACCUCCAAGGAGGACACCGUCGCCUGGUUCAAGCAGAGAUACGACGCCGAGGUUGUCGACAAAUAA
Lachancea sp. 'fantastica' is the source of this 525-nucleotide messenger RNA. NCBI's taxonomy places the organism in Eukaryota, Fungi, Ascomycota, Saccharomycetes, Saccharomycetales, Saccharomycetaceae. The record is from the annotation of a GenBank genome assembly.